Messenger RNA from Eucalyptus grandis, 591 nucleotides. Its product is annotated as probable calcium-binding protein CML41. Gene Ontology annotation, molecular function: calcium ion binding; enzyme regulator activity. The record is from RefSeq and is a predicted model, not a curated record. The transcript has a single exon. NCBI's taxonomy places the organism in Eukaryota, Viridiplantae, Streptophyta, Magnoliopsida, Myrtales, Myrtaceae. Bases 1 to 591 code for a protein of 196 amino acids.
AUGGCCACCGCUCUAGUAGUCCUCAUCAAGCCGUCGAAGUGGCUCGUCCGCAGGAGCCUCAAACUCCUGAAACUCCCCUGCAACUUUCACUCGAGUCCCAAAUCUCCAAACGCGGCCUCUCUGCUGUCACCAUCCACGAGCACGUCUUGCGGUAUUGUCAUUGGCGAGCACAAGUACUCGCAAGCCUUCAAGCGAUUCGACCGCAACGGAGACGGGAAGAUGUCGGGCGAGGAGCUCGCUGCGUACUUCGUGUCCAUCGGCGAUCCCUUACCCCGGCAGGGGGCUCAGGAGGUGAUAGCCAACUUCGACUCGGACGGUGACGGCCUGCUCGAGUUCGACGACUUCGUCCGCAUGAUGGAGCCCGAGGGCGGUGGCGAGACGGACGGCGAUCUCAGGAGGGUGUUUGAGAUCUUCAAGGCCGACGAGGGUAGCGGCGGCAUCACGGCGCAAGGGCUCCAGCAGGCGCUGGCGAGGCUCGGGGAGAAAGAACCUUCGUACGAAGAGUGUGCGAGCAUGAUACGUGCUUUCGAUCUCGAUGGGAAUGGAGUGGUCGAUUUCCACGAAUUUCAACGCAUGAUGGCUUCGAACUGA